Trichoplusia ni (cabbage looper) is the source of this 1132-nucleotide messenger RNA. It is a transcript of the gene mdlc, whose product is annotated as E3 ubiquitin-protein ligase RNF113A. Lineage: Eukaryota; Metazoa; Arthropoda; Insecta; Lepidoptera; Noctuidae. The transcript is spliced from 7 exons. The coding region runs from base 172 to 1113 and encodes 313 amino acids. The record is from RefSeq and is a predicted model, not a curated record. Gene Ontology annotation, cellular component: U2-type spliceosomal complex. Gene Ontology annotation, biological process: snoRNA splicing. Gene Ontology annotation, molecular function: metal ion binding.
GUCAAAACAAGACCGUAAACAGUUAAAUUAUUUUCUUUAUUUUUCUUUUUAAUUGUUCAUACAGUAAAAACUACCUCGUCUUACAUAAGAAAAUAACUAAAAAGCAAUAUUCAUAAGUACAACUUAGCUUCUAAUUAGUAUAAGUAGUGAAAUUUAAGUUAAAAUAACAAAAUGUCGGACGCGGAGGUUGAAGUACCAACGACAUUUAAAAAACGCAAUAUUAAGCUUAAAGGUGGAAGAAAACGGCGUAAAACAUCUAGUUCAGAAGAGAAAAACAGUUCAGAAUCUGAUGAGCAGACAGUAGUGCUACCAACGAAGAGACCUCAGAAAGCAAACCCCAAUGUACAACGAACAGCUGGCCCCAAAAGUAGCAAAACACAGAUUGAUGUUAAUAGUGAUAGCAGUGAUGAGGAAAAGGACAAACAGCGUACAACUCUAUCGGUACAACAGCAGAGAGAGAACGCUACAGCCACUUACGAGAUGGACACAGAACACGACAGAGAUGCGCAAGCGCUGUUCGAGAAGGCGCAGAAAAUUAACGAGGAGUUGGAGGGGCAGGCUGACGAUAAGUUAUAUCGUGGUAUGAACAACUAUGCCCAGUAUUACAAGAAGAGGGAUACGGCAGCUGGCAACGCCAGUUCGGGUCUGGUCAGAAAGGGUCCUAUUAGGGCCCCUGCUAACUUAAGGGCUACCGUCAGAUGGGACUACCAGCCGGAUAUCUGUAAAGAUUAUAAGGAGACUGGAUUCUGUGGUUUCGGAGACUCGUGCAAGUUCCUGCACGACCGCUCGGACUACAAGCACGGCUGGCAGCUGGAGCGGGAGGAGGCCGCGCCCGCCGCCGGGGACUCCGACUACGAGGUCUCCAGCGACGACGAACUGCCCUUCAGGUGCUUCAUAUGCAGGAGUAGCUUCACUGACCCCGUUGUUACUAAAUGCAAACACUAUUUCUGCGAACGCUGUGCGUUGGACAACUAUAAGAAGUCGACUCGCUGUUUCAUAUGUAACGCGCAGACCAGCGGCGUGUUCAACCCUGCCACGCAACUGCAAGGCCGGCUGAAGACACGCCCUGGUGAACACAGCGGUGAUGAUGAUGACGAUGAUGAUGAUGAUUAAUAAAUAUUGUUAUCUGGAA